Molecule: messenger RNA, 1974 nt
Organism: Aureobasidium musti
Lineage: Eukaryota; Fungi; Ascomycota; Dothideomycetes; Dothideales; Saccotheciaceae
Source: the annotation of a GenBank genome assembly
AUGGCCAGACUCAACGAAGCUCCUCUGCCAACAGAGAGCGUUGAUGCUCUAAAGCGCCGCUUCGUACGACAAAACCGCGAGCUCGCCAAGUAUGCGCCUGACCUUGCAAUUCUCUUCGCAUCCUUUGAUCUAACCAGUUGGUGCUUAGGANACAACUCAGCGCAAUGUCUGCGUAUUCGCGCUCUCGAAUGCGAAGUCUCACGUCUGCUCGCUGAGAACCUCGACCUUCGCGAGGAAAUCGUACAUCUUCAAGCCCAGCUAUCCGAACCUCGCUCCCACAUAGACAACUCUGCCCUCGUCUCAGUAAAAGAUCAACUACAGGCUAAGCUGCUCGAAUUUGGUGCUCUCGUCUCGGAGCUGGGCCAGAUACAAACCAACCAUCCCUCGGUUCCUCAAGACAAAUCUUACGACACUUCUUCAUGGCGGCCCGACGUCCCUGCUGCCAUUCUAUCUGGUCAAGCCCCGAGAAUGGACGGCAUCGCUGAAGAAGCAUCCUCCCCUGGUGGCUCUCUGCGCCACACAAACGCCGUCCGUCUCUCCAACCAUAGCAAUCCCUCCCNNCCUGAUAUUGGUCCACCUCCAAUUGUGCACUUCGACAAUGAGGAUCCUAUAAAGUUCGAUCCUCUAUCUGCCGAGUCCAACCAGCACGACUACACUGAGCAGGACGAGCAACCCACAUCCGACCACGAGUCACUGCCAGACUUGUCAGUCAAUCUAGAGACGAGAAGAAAGCGCAAAGACUCCAAAGUACAGCUUCGCCGGAGCUCAUUGCUUCCACCCAACCUCGAUGAUGAUGAACAACCACAACUCACACGAACGAGCGCUAAGAGAAAGCUCAGUAUGCGCGAUGUUGAAGAUGAGGUUGAGAAACGUAUUGUGAAAGACGAUUUCAAGUUCAGCAGAAGAUCCUCCCUGGCCCCCGACUUUACGAACACCGAGCCAAUGGCAAUGUCCACGGAUAAUUUGGAUGAGAUGGAAACGCCAGCUCUGUUGCCUGAGCGCAAGGUUUUGGGCAAUAAGAGCGUCAAUGUUUCCCCACGGAAGCUAUCGAGGAACGCCAAAGGAAAAGGAGAUGUGGAAAAGGCAGACGCUCCACUCAAGCCUGCUGUCAAGGCGACGGACCGCAGGAAAUUAAAGAACCCAUCUGCCAAAUCAGUCACAAUUGCGACAAGCGAGCCAGAGACGAUCAUGAGAACAAUCGAGCUUGCUUUACCAUCAGAACUACCUGUCGAAGAGAUGGAGGAUCUGGCGCCCAAAACACCACUACCCGAAUUCUUCUCACCGACGCCAUCGGAACCUUCGACGGCAAGAGACGAAGGAAGAGACACACCACCACCAUCAGGAUUGAAGUCGAUGAGCUCAGGACCAGCUGCUCUCAAUGGCGCUAGUAGGCCUUCGCGACGAGCCAGAGCAGCCGUCAAUUACGCAGAACCGAACCUGGUGAGCAAGAUGCGCCGACCCACAGCAGCCAAAGCAGAUGCAGUGGAUGUGAAUGGUCGAAGGAUCAGCAGCAACAUUACAACAUCGGAAAAGAAGACGAUGAGAACAGUGAUGAUCAAGGGAGACGAUAUGCAUGGAUCGUUGACACGGGAUAUGGGCUCUGAAGCACCGAGUCCGCUGGGUCAAAAGGUUGACAGGGAGCAUGAACGAACAUUCGAAGCAACCAAGGUUCCUUCAGCAUCUGGCAGAGCUAUUUCAGCAUUGAUGGCAGGAUCCAAGAAGCAAAGGGAAAGCGGUGAGGAUGCAGCAUUGUACGAGCUGAAGGACUCAUCAGAUGUGGAAGAGAAUGCAGCAAGCAGGAAGAGAAACAGCAGACGACACUCUUCAAUGACGGAUAGCAGCGAGCGAUCAAGCAAUGGCGCAGAAGUGGUAGUGGAAGCAGAAGAGAAGCAAGAGGAGGCAGAAGUUCGAAAGGCACCUCGGUCAGCACGAGUAGACCGCAGUGGAGCACGCAGACGCAGCAUGAUGGUCUAA